Scutellospora calospora is the source of this 330-nucleotide messenger RNA. The record is from the annotation of a GenBank genome assembly. Lineage: Eukaryota; Fungi; Glomeromycota; Glomeromycetes; Diversisporales; Gigasporaceae.
AUGUCUAAUCUUUAUAAGAUAGAAAUUGAUAAUACUAUUUCUUGUUUACAGGAAAAAUGUACAUAUAAAAACCGUAAUCCCAAUAUUAAACAUGAGAGUAUUUUACGACAUUAUCGUAGAUGUCAUAAAGAUAUCUAUAAACCAUAUUCUAGAUCUUUGAAUAAAAUUAAAUUUAAAGAGAAAAAAUAUGAAGAAAUGGAGAAUUUAAGUUUUCUUGGAGUGGAAGAAUUUAAACAAGCUAUUAUUCGUGCUAAUGAUGAUCUUAUUCAGGAGCUUCAAAAAUGCAUAUUUACAUCAAUUCAGGUUUAUAAAGAGAAAUUGAAAAAAUAA